Wyeomyia smithii (pitcher-plant mosquito) is the source of this 1920-nucleotide messenger RNA. RefSeq lists its product as uncharacterized. Bases 1 to 1920 code for a protein of 639 amino acids. NCBI's taxonomy places the organism in Eukaryota, Metazoa, Arthropoda, Insecta, Diptera, Culicidae. The transcript has 3 exons. The record is from RefSeq and is a predicted model, not a curated record.
AUGCUUGCCUAUUCAUACACUCCCGCUUUCCGUCGUUUUCUCGCUCUGGAAAAGAGGUUGGCUGCCAAUGAAAACAUCCGCCAAGAAUACUUGCAGUUCAUGCAGGAGUAUGAAAAACUUGGGCAUAUGGAGGUGAUUUCGCGCGCGGUUAACGGUCCACAGUUUUUCCUCCCACAUCAUGCUGUUCACCGUCCAGAAAGUACAACCACGAAGACUCGGGUUGUAUUUGAUGGGUCAUGCCGGGGAACAAACAACGUCUCGAUCAACGAAGCUCUGGUCGCUGGUCCAACAAUUCAACCUGUUUUGUACUCGACGGUUAUCAAUUUCCGUAAGCCACGCUUUGUUGUGACUGCUGACGUCGAAAAAAUGUUCCGACAAAUCUGGGUUCAUUCAGAUGAUUGUCGGUUCCAGCAAAUUUUAUGGAGGUAUAAUCCAGUAGAACCAAUCCAAGUCUACCAACUAAAAACCGUGACAUACGGCCUCACCAGCUCACCGUUUCACGCUACGCGAGUUCUCAGCCAAUUAGCAUUGGAGGAUGGAGAACGUUAUCCUUUGGCCGUGCCUGUCAUUCGACAAGGGACAUACGUCGAUGAUGUUCUGACGGGUCACGAUGAUUUAAAGACCCUUCAACAAACUUGUGAGCAAUUGAUUGGACUACUUGCGAAUGCCAAAUUCGUGUUGCGAAAAUGGGCCACCAAUGACAGCACAGUAUUGAUUAAAGUUCCGACAGAUUUAUGGGACGCCUCAAAUCAACUGGAAAUCGAUCGGACGGCAUCCAUUAAAACUCUUGGCCUCCUAUGGUUACCUAAAUCUGAUGGGUUCAUGUUUAAAAUACCCACUCUACAUAGCCAAUGUGUCAUCACAAAAGGAGUAGUUGUUUCCGAGAUGUCACGUUUAUUUGACCCUAUCGGGUUGCUUGGACCCGUCGUGAUUAACGCCAAAAUUCCCAAGAAGAAUUGUGGCAAACACUGCUUCUGUGACGCUUCAACCAAAGGUUACGGAUGUUGCAUUUACAUUGUGUUCCCAAACGAAGCCGGUGAGCUUCAAAGCCACCUUCUUACCUCGAAAUCUCGCGUAGCCUCGUUACGUGGUCAUUCAGUGCCACGAUUAAAGCUUAGUGCAGCUCGUCUUGGCAGUCAGCUUGUAGAUAAGCUUAAACGAACGACACAGUUCACCGAAUCUGCAACCAUGUGGACUGACUCAACGAUCGUGCUACACUGGAUCAAAUCGAAAUCUAGUAAAUGGAAAGUUUUUGUUUCGAAUCGUGUGGCUGAAAUUCAACGAUUGACCAAGGGCCUCGAGUGGAAACACGUCCCAACCAACUUAAACCCUGCUGAUAGAAUUUCCCGGGGCACUCUGGCGAGCCACAUCGUGAAGGACGAUUUAUGGUGGCAUGGACCCAACUUUUUGCGUUCCACGAUUGAUAAUUGGCCUGACCAGCCGAUGUCACUUCCAGAAAACCUUCAAGCUUAUGAAGAAGCCCAAUGUGUGGUGUCACUACAUAUGUCCGACUCACCCGACGACUUCAACGUCAUAACGCCUGGGCAUUUCCUAAUCGGGGAAUCUUUAGUUUCUAUAUCUGAACCAGAUCUGAGCCACAUUAACCCGGGUCAUCUUGAUCGCCUUCAACACAUGAAAAAAUCGCUACAGGAUCUCUGGGCGCGUUGGUCGCAGGAUUACGUCAGUCAAUUACACCAGCGCUCCAAAUGGAAGAGUCCACAGCCGGAUCUGCAGCCGGGACAACUAGUGUUAUUGAAAGAGAACUCUCCACCGCUUCAAUGGCCUUUAGGGCGUAUCAUCGAGACAAUUCCCAGAAGAGAUGGUCAUAUCAGAGUGGUCGUGGUGAAAACGACCACAGGGAAAUAUAAACGUGCGAUUACGGAAGUUGCAGCUCUCCCCACGAGUCCCGAUGAGGUCUAA